AUGUCAGACACUGAGGAAAUAGUGGAGGAGUACGAGCAGGAGGAAGAAGAAGAGGAAGAAAAUGAAGAGGAGCAGGAGCCAGAGGAGGAGGAAGAGGAGAAGACAGAAAAGCAGGUAGAGGAGGAGGACUCCAAGUGGCGGCCCAAGACCAUUUAUGUGCCAAAUAUCGCUCCUCCGAAGCUCCCCGAUGGCGAGAAGGUGGAUUUCGACGACCUGCACCGGAAGCGCCUGGAGAAGGAUUUCAACGACCUACAGACGCUGAUCGAGUCGCACUUCUCCACGCGCCACAAGGAGGAGGAAGAGCUGGUGGCGCUGCGCAGCCGCAUCGAGAACCGCCGCUCCGACCGAGCGGAGCAGCAGCGCGUGCGCGCCGAGCAGGAGCGCGAGCGCCAAACGCGUCUGGCCGAGGAGAGGGCGAGGCGCGAGGAGGAGUCGGCGAAGUUGCGCGCGGACGAGGAGGCGAAGAAGAAGAAGACCUUCACCAACAAGUCGUUCGGCGGAUACCUGCAGAAGGUGGACCAGAAGAAGGGCAAGAAGCUGACCGCGCGCGAGGAGAAGAAGAAGGCGCUGAUGGAGCGCCGGAAGCCGCUCAACAUCGACCACCUGAACCAGGAGAAGCUGGCGGACAAGGCGCAGGGGCUGUGGCAGUGGCUCCACCAGCUGCACGCGCAGAAGUUUGAGAUGGCCGAGAAGCUGAAGAGGCAGAAGUACGACAUCUACGUGCUGCGGAACCGAGUCAGCGACCACCAGAGGGGCUCCAAAGCAUCCAAGACUUCCCGCGGGGCCAAGGGCAAGUCCGGCUCCUGGAAGUGAGCUCAGGCGCAACUGGACUGUAUAUCACAACACUUACGUCAUGGCAACAUGUGUGUGUGUGUGUGUGUGUGUGUUUGUGUGUGUGACGGAAAUCAUGAAAGUUAAUCCAUAACAUCUUGAAAUAUCUGAUUGCUCUUAAUGUUGUCGGUGUUCACUCGUGGUUUCGUUGGAGACUUUAUUAAACCGGAUGUGUGGUGGUGUUGUCAUAUUUUCUCAAAUGUGUGAUCAAAGAGUU
Molecule: messenger RNA, 1048 nt
Organism: Pseudoliparis swirei
Lineage: Eukaryota; Metazoa; Chordata; Actinopteri; Perciformes; Liparidae
Gene: tnnt2c
Product: troponin T2c, cardiac
Exons: 1
Coding region: 1-813 (270 amino acids)
Biological process (GO): regulation of muscle contraction; sarcomere organization; cardiac muscle contraction
Cellular component (GO): troponin complex
Molecular function (GO): troponin C binding; tropomyosin binding; troponin I binding
Source: RefSeq, a predicted model, not a curated record